AUGCGAGUAUCUGAAGUACACGCGGGACCCAACAACAGCGAGAUCGCCAUUUAUGCCAGACUGCUCAUACCGGGCCGCGGGAAGCCUCUCCCUAAUGCCGUAGUGGGCAUCUCGGUGGUAGACAAAACAAUCACACACGUGGGACCGCAGCAUGACUUACCACAUCGAUUGUCCAAUGCACCUCGCUUCCAAGUUGGCUAUUUGCUCCCUGGAUUGUGGGACUGCCACACGCACUUUGCAGGCGUGACGAAAGUGGACUUCCCGAGCAUGAUUCAGACGCAUCCAGCCACUUGCGGCGCCGCCAUAGCCCGCGGCUUUCACGAUACGUUGAUGGCGGGCUUUACCAGCGUGCGCGACGUAGGCUCUUUCGCCAUCGAGGCUCACGUGGCUGUUCAGGCAGGACUACUUCUAGGUCCCAACGUCUUUGGAUCUGGAGGCUGCAUAGGCAUCACCGGUGGCAGCAGCGAUGCCACAAACCUCCCGCUAGACUGGGUCUACGCCACCCAGGGCGUGCAUCACACAAAGCCGUGGCCGGGGACAAGCAGUCUCGUGAUAGCCGACGGUGCCGACGAAUGUCGCCGGGCGGUGCGGCAGCAAAUCAGGCGUGGUGCCUCGUGCAUCAAGGUGAUUACAACGGGCGGUGUAAUGUCGACUACCGAUGAUCCACAAUACCGACAGUACUCUGAUGCAGAGCUCCAUGCCGUCAUGGAUGAAGCCAAAUUGCAAGGAAGGGCCGUGGCAGCACACGCUCACGGCAAGGCUGGCAUUCUUGCUGCUGUGCGAGCUGGUGCCCGUACCAUCGAGCACGGAAGCUACUUGGACGAGGAGGUGGCUUCGCUUAUGAAGAAGUACGACUGCAUUCUAGUGGCUACUCGCCAUAUUGUCGAGGCUGGCCUUCGAAGACUGGAUAGGAUGCCUCCACAAACUGCUGCCAAGAUGGUAGCUAUAUCAGCACAGCACCUGGAAGCUUACAAACUAGCAGUAAGAUCAGGUGUGCGGAUCGCCUUGGGCACAGAUAUCUGCAGUUCCAACGUCGCCGAGGAGAUCUCCCACGGGAAAAACGGCCACGAGCUCGUCUGGGCUGUCACAAAAGCAGGCAUGUCACCGCUGUCAGCCAUUGAAGCUGCCACUGCUACCGCCGCCGAGACUCUAGGUCCGCAGACGCCGAAGAAGGGCUUGGUUAAAGUCGGGUGGGAUGCCGACUUGAUUGCCCUAGACGAAAACCCUUUGGAAUGUAUUGGUGUAUUAGCUGAGCCCAAAAACAUCAAAUUCAUCUGGCAAGGGGCAAAGCUGGUCAAAUCCCCCAAUGACUCAUUCUGGCCUCCUUCGCUGGAUGACUUGGUAGGCUGGAACAUGAUUGAACGGGCCGAAUGUGCUGGUUGUGGUCAAAGCCAUUAA
This is a messenger RNA of Pestalotiopsis fici W106-1, 1398 nucleotides long. RefSeq lists its product as uncharacterized. Lineage: Eukaryota; Fungi; Ascomycota; Sordariomycetes; Amphisphaeriales; Sporocadaceae. The record is from RefSeq and is a predicted model, not a curated record. Gene Ontology annotation, molecular function: hydrolase activity, acting on carbon-nitrogen (but not peptide) bonds. Bases 1 to 1398 code for a protein of 465 amino acids. The transcript has a single exon.